ACACACUAGGCAUGCACGAUCGGCCGUUGCUGGUAUACGCACCAUCUCGAGCUCUCUUUGUCGUCCUCACAGGAUCUUUUUUGCUGUACCAAGCCCUUGGCGCCGCCGUCUUACUUACGAGGACAUAUCCCUUUGGCGUCAAAUAUUACGAUUCAAGACCAUCAUACGGUCGAUCAAGCUUCGUCAACCCACCCAUGUUAUCGUCGCUCCGUCCAUUGCUGCACAGUGGACAAAUUUUGUCCGGCUCUAUUAAGCGUAGUCCAUUGCGAUCGUUACAACGCUUCCCCUUUCACCGGCCCGGCUUGACCGGCCUGAUAGUGACAGGCAUGGGGACGCUCGCGGCAGCCGGAACCUCCUCCACCCCGGCCUCCUCAUGCUCCACCACUCCCGCCCUGCCCCCUUGCGCCCGCGUCAUCCCCGUUCCUAUUCUCAGCGACAAUUUUGCUUACUUGGUUGUGGACCCUCAAACCGGAAAAGCUGCGUGUGUCGAUCCUGCCGAGCCAGCGAAGGUCCUGGCGGCCGCCCAACGCGAAGGCAUUAAGCUGUCCACCCUCCUUUGCACGCACAAACACUGGGAUCACGCAGGCGGCAACGAAGAAAUGGCGCGCAUGCUGCCCGGUUUGGAGGUGGUGACGACCAAGUUUGAGGACAUCCCUGCCGCCACCAUCCGCUUGGGCGACGACGAUGUCUACACGCUUGGAUCCCUGAGCGUGCGUGCUCUCUACACACCCUGCCACACCAAAGGCCACGUGCUGUUUCUCGUGACGCCACAGGACGAGGCAGGGCCGGGGACGAGCCCGACGGCCCCUGUCCUUUUCUCGGGCGACACAUUGUUCGUGGGAGGCUGCGGCCGGUUUUUCGAAGGCGACGGCGCGCAGAUGGUGGAGGCGCUUAUGGGCCGCGUUGCCAGCCUCUCCCCCGAGACCCUGGUCUAUUGCGGGUACGUCUUGCUAACACGGUGUUUGGAGGAGGAACAGGGGAUGUUGUGGCCCCGAGACGGGGGUGUAUUCGUUGGCUUGAGAUAA
This is a messenger RNA of Nannochloropsis gaditana CCMP526, 1025 nucleotides long. RefSeq names its product hydroxyacylglutathione hydrolase (gene GLOB). The record is from RefSeq and is a predicted model, not a curated record. Bases 12 to 1025 code for a protein of 337 amino acids. Gene Ontology annotation, molecular function: hydroxyacylglutathione hydrolase activity. The transcript has 2 exons.